Messenger RNA from Lodderomyces parapsilosis, 1626 nucleotides. RefSeq lists its product as uncharacterized. Bases 1 to 1626 code for a protein of 541 amino acids. Lineage: Eukaryota; Fungi; Ascomycota; Pichiomycetes; Serinales; Debaryomycetaceae. The transcript has a single exon. Gene Ontology annotation, molecular function: 2-(3-amino-3-carboxypropyl)histidine synthase activity. Gene Ontology annotation, biological process: protein histidyl modification to diphthamide. The record is from RefSeq and is a predicted model, not a curated record.
AUGCACUCAGAAGAACCUGUGGCACCGGCCCUUUCAACAUAUCAAGAUGAGUCGACAUUCUCAUAUGACAAGGUUCAAUCAACGCACAAAGAGCGAAGGCAUCUCCAUUUGAAAAGUCCGCAAGACCAAAAUGAGGUACUUAAUAAAAUACGAGAUUAUUAUUCAUUAGAUAUACUUGCUGAAAAGUUGUCAGAAAUUGAUGGCGAUGAGCCUAGGUAUAAACGUAUUACACUACAGUUUCCCGAUGAACUAAUAUGUGAUUCUGCUACUAUCGUCCAUUACUUGCAAGAAAAGCUCGAAAUCGAUGCAUCCAACCCAAAGCAAAAGCUUUGGAUCCUUGCUGACACCUCGUACUCUGCUUGCUGUGUUGAUGAAAUAGCUGCUGAACACGUGCACAGUGACUUAGUGAUUCACUUUGGAGAUGCAUGUUUAAACGAAGUGGCCAAAUUGAACUCAAAAUAUGUCUUGGGCAAGCCCGAAGUUGAUGUUGAUGAGAUGGCAAGACAAUUCAAAAACAGGUACAGUACUGGGGACAAGGUUGUCUUGAUGGCUAAUGCCCCAUUCACCUAUAUUCUAUAUCAGUUGAAGGACAAGUUGUCAGGGUACAAAGAUGUGAUUGUUGCUGAUUUGAUUGUACCAAGUUGGAAAUCAGAGAUAAUUGGAUACCUACCCACGUAUGAUAACAAGGUUUCCAAAUUUAACCGGACGUUCCCUGUGGAGAAUAUAUCAGAAUGCGAAUUAUUUCAUGUUACAGUUCCCGAAGCUCCAAGAUUAUUACAAUUAACGACAAAUUUUGCAUCCGUCACAACAUAUGAACCCGACACAAGUACCAUUUCACAAGGUCCAUAUCCCAACUUGAUGAGGCGAUACAAAUUCGUUCAUGUUGCUCGAAGUGCAGGUACUAUAGGUAUUCUUGUCAAUACGCUAUCAUUAUCAAAUACAAAGCAAUUAAUCAACACGAUAAAGGACAAAAUCAAGAAAGCUGGCAAGAAGCAUUACAUAUUUGUUGUCGGCAAACCAAACGUUGCCAAAUUGGCUAAUUUCGAAAGUAUUGAUCUUUGGUGUGUGUUGGGGUGCGAUCAUCAAGGUAUCAUCAUUGAUCAAGUGAAUGAAUUUUUCAAACCCAUUGUCACUCCGUAUGAGCUAUUGCUUGGUCUAAGUGAUGAGUUGACAUGGACUGGGAAAUGGAUCACUGAUUACAAGAGCGUCAUUGAAGAUUACAAACACGAUGAAGAAGAUGCGCCCAGGGAGGAUGAUGGUGAUGAUAAGGAUGAGGCCAGUUCUGAUGAGGAGCCUGAGUUUGAUCCAGUUACUGGUACCUAUGUGAGUAUGUCCCGACCUCUUCGACAAAUCAAUCACUUGAGUAUAAAAAACGAGGGCGAACAAGAGACCAAAGCUAAUAAUGAAAAGAGGUUGGUGGAAAGGUUUUCUAACAGCGUCGCCAUCCGCAAUACCGUCAGCACUUCAGCAAUGCAUUUGCAGAAUAGGCAAUGGACUGGUUUAGGAAGUGAUUAUGCAAACGACGAUGGAUCAGACGUCGAAGAGGAAGGUGCUUUGGUAACUGAAGGAAGAUUGGGUAUUGCUCGAGGAUAUGAUUUUGAUACGCAAAAACAACAAAGCAAGUAG